Tympanuchus pallidicinctus (lesser prairie-chicken) is the source of this 5298-nucleotide messenger RNA. Its product is annotated as heterochromatin-associated protein MENT. Gene Ontology annotation, biological process: negative regulation of endopeptidase activity. The record is from RefSeq and is a predicted model, not a curated record. NCBI's taxonomy places the organism in Eukaryota, Metazoa, Chordata, Aves, Galliformes, Phasianidae. The coding region runs from base 3561 to 4793 and encodes 410 amino acids. The transcript has 9 exons. Gene Ontology annotation, molecular function: serine-type endopeptidase inhibitor activity.
UGCUACAAUGCAGAACAGACAAGGCUGAUCUAAAACAGUACUUCCCGAUACAAUUCCUUUUGCACAUAAGAAGAAAAGAAGCAGGAGAAACUCAUUCCUGUAUAAAGUUGUCACAUCUCUUCAAAACUAACUGUCCCAGGCCACCUCUACCACAGCCUUUUCAGUUUUAAAUCAGCUUCACAACAUAGCAUGGCUGGUAAUGAAACAAAGCUGCAAAAUCCUCUGUGUUGCUGGUACUGUCGGUUUGCUCUUGCACACAAAGGAGCUAACACAUGUACUUUCUAAUCUCUGACCCUCAUAAAUUGGCAAAUACCAAACAAUGCAGAACCAGAGUUAAAUAAAACACAUACCUUGAAAUGCUCUCUUUUGUCCUAACCUUUAAUUCAUUCAACACUGUUGCAGCCCAGCACUGCUUUACACUCCUUUGCCACUUAUUUUGAUGCUUGAAGGCAAGACCAACUGGGAGAAUCAAAUCUGUAAUGUUAACUCCCCAAGUGCUGUCUGAAAGACUGCAUGCAAAUUCUUCCCUACAUAUUCACUGCUUUCACAGCUCUUACUCCUAAGGAGGGGGAAUUCCCAAUCAGUCAUGCACAUCUAAGAACACAAGUGUUGAUUCUACUUCUCUGAAUUCAGAAUGGUGAGAAAAGGACCUGGCCUCUUCACAGCACUUGCACACAUUGACAGCAUCUCACUAUAAACAUCCCUUCCCAAGAAGGUAGGAUACCUUUUUUCUGGCAGAGAGAGGAGUGUUGACUGAUGGUGGGUCUUUUCUGUAUUAUUCCAUGUGGCCAGGCUCCUUUUGGCUCUGCUUUCCCAAAUGAGAAGGAACAUAGGGAGAGUGUUGCGAAGCAAAUGCUCUAUUGUAUCCUCACAAAGCUUCACAAGCACUGCCUUCUGCCUCAGCUGUGAAACAUAUCACAGGAUCUCUAUGCUCAGAGGCGUUUCUGACAUGUCCUGCUUCACCUAACAGAAUGGCUUCAUGUCCCAAAGGAAAAGUCACUCAAGGACUACCUGAUAUUUCUCAGGAAUAAAGACACAAAAGUCAUGUCUGGGAGGCCAACGAGAAACAAAACCCCAACAGUGCGCAACCAAACUCAGAAACAAAUGUCAUCCACCUUUUCUAUUUUAAGCGUAGUUGCAAAGAUGAAAGAAUGAAUGUCCUGUUGGCAAUGCUGGAUCAUUACCAAAGGCCAAUGGCAACCAAAUUAGAGGGUGAAUCUUGCAUUGAGGAAAAACAUUUUCUCAUGGUAAGUAGCACACACUGGGGCAGACUGCCUAGAAAAAUUGAGGAUUUCCCAUUCAGGAAAGGGCUGUAGCUGACCUAAUUUACCUGUGGGCCUGCUCCAGGCAUGCACUGGACUAUAAACCAGCUUCUGUCUUUUUUCUGUCAACAUCCAUUCUACCUUAGCACCUCAGUUUCUCAUCCUCUCUGGCACCUGUGCAGCUUGACUUACAGGGGCACUUAGCUUGCUUGCUUGCUCUCAGCUUAUUUCUUUAGGAUUUGGAAUCUCUCUAGCUUGGCCUUUCCCUCCGAUCAAUCAUUCAGUGGACUUUUCUUCUACCCUGAAUUUUUUUAAUAACCUUUCUCAUUGUACUAACGUCACCACUUGUUUAAUUUCUGACAUUUCUUCACUGCCUUGCAUAACACUGAUUUCUAUGACUUUUCAGAAGACUUGACCCACACUGUUCCUGUAAUCAGACUUACAGCAAAAUGCUUGGCAAACCAUAGUUUCCUUCCCUCCCUCUUCUUUCCUUCCCUAUCCCUUAGACUCUUACAGAUGUUGCCACUACCUUCCCCUUCUCCUACCCACCCAAGAGCAGCCCUGCUGUUUUCUGGGACAGCAGAGUGACAACUAUCGUAUUUAUCCCUGCUGUAUUUUUUUCACUCCUUCCUUGCUCAAGUUCUGCCAGUGGGGCUGCUUCAGUUCUUGCCUUCCUCCAUGGCAUACAAGUACUGUGCACUCAGUAUUUUGCAGUUUUUCUCUGAAGUGUUUCCCAGCUAUUCCCAGCAAUUAGAUUCUUUCACCAACACAAGAAGCAAGGUGUUCAGCCUUACAUCUUCAAUGGCUUUGCCUCUGCCUGUGCUCCCAAUGAUCUUCACUCUGAAGCUUGACUCUCAGAGCCUAAUUCAGUCUGUAAGCUCUUGACAUUUUACGCCGAUGCAUCUUAUUCAUAGAAUCAUAGAAUGGCUUGGGUUAGAAGGAACCUCAAAGAUCAUCUAUUUCCAAGCCUCCUGCCAACGACUAAAUCAGGCAUUAGAUCAGGCUACCCAGGGUCCCAUCCAACCUGGCCCUGAACAUCUCCAGGGAUGGGGCAUCAUAGCUUCUCUGGGCAGCCUGUUCCAGCAUCUCACCACCUUCUCAGUGAAAACUUUCCCCAACAUCUAAUCUAAGUCUACCUUCUUUUAGUUUAAAACCAUUCCCCCUCGUACUAUCACUAUCUACCCAUGCAAAAAGUUGAUUUCCCUCCUUAUUUAUAAGCUUCUUUUAGGUACUUGAAGGCUGCUAUCAGGUCUCCCCUGAUCCUUCACUUCUUCAGACUGAGGAAUCCCAGCUUCUGCAGCCAAUCUUCAUAGAAGAGGUCUUCCAGUUCUCUAAUCUUCACGACCCUGCUCUGGACUCGUUCCAAAAGGUCCACAUAUUUCCAGUGCUAGGGCCUCAUGCCUGGACACAGCACUUCAGAUGGGGCCUCAUGAGGGCAGAAUAUAGGGGGACAAUCACCUCCGUCUCCCUCCUGGCCACCCUUCUUUUGAUGCAGCCCAGGAUACUGUUGGCUUUUCAGGCUGCAAGAGCACACUGCUGGCUCCUGUUAAGUUCUUCAUCUGCCAGGAUCCUUAAGUCCUUCUCAGUAGGGCUACUCUCAAUGAGUUCUUAUCCUAGUACGAAUACACAUCUGGGAUUGCUUCAGUACAAGUGCAACACCUAACACUUGGCCUUUGUGAACCUCCUUAUGUUCACAUGGACCCAAUCCUCAAGACUGUCCAGGUCUCUAUUAAAAAACAAAGAGUCAUGGCUUCACAAGGCUGGAAAGUUGGACCAGUCCUACAAUACCUGCUUAAAUUCAGAAACCAAAACCAUGCAUUCUGGUUCAUCUAGUAAUCAUUUUACUAUAUUUAUUUACUUUAAACAACAGGCCAGUUGUCUUCACAACACCAGAAGAUCAUUGAAAUGAACGAGUGAAUUGUUUUGCUGUCCUCCUAGUGACAAUUGUGGUGUAACAGUUAAAAUGAGAUUAUGAUCCACUUUGUUCCUUUGAAAUGCCUAAAACAAAAAUGUAACAAGAUGAACAAGGAACUACAACGUAACAAGAUCAAUAAGGAAGACAAAACUGUAUGAGAUGGUUUUGGGAUUCAUUAGAGAGAAGCUUUGAGUAGGCGGGAACAGAGUUGACAUCGGAGAGAAGGAAAGGGAAGUGCAAACUACUAUAUUUCUAAAUUUAUUCACUGCUUAACACGCAGACACAAAACCUGACAGGACAAGACUCAGGUCUUCUCUCUCACGGGAUCACAGUCUCUCUAUCAGAAAACACCAUAAGAAGGUACUACUGAACAGGCUGUAGCAAUGGAACAGGUUUCAGCAUCAAUUGGCAACUUUACAGUUGAUCUUUUCAACAAGCUGAAUGAGACCAGUAGGGACAAAAACAUUUUCUUUUCCCCUUGGAGUAUAUCAUCUGCUCUCGCCCUGACAUACCUGGCUGCAAAAGGCAAUACAGCAAGAGAGAUGGCAAAGGUUCUUCAUUUCGCUAAAGGUGUGGAAGCUGAAAGCUCUUCUGUGGCCAGACCUUCUCGGGGGAGACCAAAAAGAAGAAGAAUGGACCCUGAGCAUGAGCAAGCUGAAAACAUCCACUCUGGAUUCAAAGAGCUCCUGACAGCCUUCAACAAACCCAGAAACACCUACUCACUGAGAAGUGCCAACCGUAUCUAUGUGGAAAAAACCUAUCCAUUGCUGCCUACAUAUAUGCAGCUCAGUAAGAAAUACUAUAAAGCAGAGCCACACAAGGUUAACUUUAAGACAGCACCAGAACAAACCAGAAAGGAAAUCAACACCUGGGUGGAAAAACAAACAGACAGUAAAAUCAAGAAUUUGCUGAGUUCGGAUGAUGUGAAAAGCAUGACCAGGUUGAUUUUGGUCAAUGCCAUUUACUUCAAGGCAGAAUGGGAAGUGAAAUUUCAGGCAGGACACACAUCUAUGCAACCCUUCCGCCUGAGCAAGAAUAAGUCCAAGCUCGUGAAGAUGAUGUACAUGAAAAAUACAUUUCCAGUUCUUAUCGUGGAAAAAAUGAACUUCAAAAUGAUCGAACUUCCAUAUGUGAAACGUGAACUCAGUAUGUUCAUCCUACUUCCUGACGACAUCAAAGAUGGCACUACUGGUCUUGAGCAGCUGGAAAGAGAACUCACCUUUGAGAAGCUGUUGGAAUGGGCUGAUUCAAAGAAGAUGACAGAAACUCUUGUGGAUCUGCACCUGCCUAAGUUCUCUCUGGAGGACAGAUAUGACCUCCGUGAUACUCUGAAGAACAUGGGCAUGACAAGUGCCUUCAGCCUCAACGCUGAUUUCAGCGGGAUGACUGAUAAGAGGGAUUUGUCUAUUUCCAAAGUCAUUCAUCAGUCUUUUGUUGCAGUUGAUGAGAAAGGCACUGAGGCAGCUGCUGCUACAGCUGUAAUUACAACACUCACAAGUACAGCUAUCAACUAUGCUCUGACAUUUAAGGCUGAUCACCCUUUCCACUUCUUCAUCAGACAUAACAAAUCCAAAACAAUCCUGUUUUUUGGCAGACUCUGCUGCCCAGUAGAAUGAAUUAUUCCUCACUCCCAAAGUUCAUUUUUCAAAGGAAAAACAUGAACUGUAGUGUUAAAAGCUCAGCCUUCAACCAUAUAGCCAUAAGUACUAGAAGUAUAUGUCUUUUUUCUUAAGUAAGGCAGCACCCAGACACCACCAUGUGCCUCAAAGACUGUCUCUCUAUUGCUUCUUUCCAUUACGUUAAUGAAAUUGCCUUUCAUGGAAAGCAAAUGCUUGAUGUAUAAUUGCUAACCUCUGUUCACCUUGCAUUUUGUCCUUAUUUCUCUGAAUGCUCAAGGCUGAGGUUGAUAAGCAUCCCAACCAGCAAUAAGACCAAGAAAACUACAGCAACAUCCCUUAUUGCUACCUCUUAUUGAAAUGCGAUCUAAACAAUUCAAAUCUGCUUUCCAUUUUCAAUUUAAUGUAAUUGUAUCUGUUUCCUGGCCAACAUCUGCACAGUCUCCUUGCUACCUGGAUCACUGAUAAAUGUAUGAUUUGUAACUUACGAGUGCCUUUCAGCUAA